Molecule: messenger RNA, 4410 nt
Organism: Coturnix japonica (Japanese quail)
Lineage: Eukaryota; Metazoa; Chordata; Aves; Galliformes; Phasianidae
Gene: KCTD12
Product: potassium channel tetramerization domain containing 12
Biological process (GO): regulation of G protein-coupled receptor signaling pathway; protein homooligomerization
Cellular component (GO): presynaptic membrane; signaling receptor complex; postsynaptic membrane
Molecular function (GO): protein binding
Source: RefSeq, a predicted model, not a curated record
UCCCCCGCCUCCCGCCGGCUGCGGCCGCGUACAUAAACACGGCCCCGCCGCCGCCGGGGCGCUCCGCUCGCAGCCCGACGGAGACGGUCGGUCCGUAGCGCGGCCGUCCGGCUCCACGCACCGACGGGGCGGGGGCUCCGGCGGGCAGCGGCCCCGCGGCACCUGCCGGCGGCAGCAGCAAGAGGAGGAGGGAGGGAGGCGGCGGCUCCCCGCCCGCGGCGGGAUCCCUCGGCAUGGCCCUGGCGGACAGCGCCCGCGGGCUGCCCAACGGCGGCGGAGUGUCGCCAGCGGCGGGGAGCGGGGCGGCGGCGGCGGCGGGCGGUUGGUCGGCCUUCCCCGAGAUCGUGGAGCUGAACGUGGGCGGGCAGGUGUACGUGACGCGGCGCUGCACCGUGGUCUCGGUGCGGGACUCGCUGCUCUGGCGCAUGUUCUCGCAGCAGCAGCCCAGCGAACUGCCCCGGGACAGCAAGGGCCGCUUCUUCAUCGACCGUGACGGCUUCCUCUUCCGCUACAUCCUGGAUUACCUGCGGGACCAGCAGCUGGUGCUGCCCGAGCACUUCCCCGAGCGCAGCCGUCUGCAGCGCGAGGCCGAGUACUUCCAGCUGCCCGACCUGGCGCGCCGCCUGGCGCAGGCUCGGGCCACCACCACAGCUGCCCGCCCCGCCGUGCUGCACCGCGACGGCUCGCUGUGCGCCGACGAACCGCCGCUGCUCGGCUGCCUGGAGGCAGAGCCCGCGGAAGGAGGCGCCGCGGCGGCGUCCGCACCGUCGCCCACCGCCAGCCGCAGCCCCUCGGGCGGACCGCUGCUGACGCCCUCGCAGUCGCUGGACGGGGCGGGCGGGCGGCGCUCGGGCUAUAUCACCAUCGGCUACCGCGGCUCCUACACUAUCGGGCGGGAGGCGCAGGCCGAUGCCAAGUUCCGCCGGGUGGCACGGAUCAUGGUGUGCGGCAAGACCGCGCUGGCCAAGGAGGUUUUCGGAGAUACCCUGAAUGAGAGCAGGGACCCGGACAGGCCCCCGGAGAGGUACACCUCCCGCUACUACCUCAAGUUCACCUAUCUAGAGCAAGCCUUCGAUCGGCUCUCCGAGGCUGGCUUCCACAUGGUGGCUUGCAACUCCACCGGCACCUGCGCCUUCGGCCCCGAGCAGGGCGGCCCCGCCGACGACAAGAUCUGGACCAGCUACACCGAGUACGUCUUCUGCCGGGACUGAGCCCCGCCCGGCAGCGAGGGGCUGCGUGGCCCUCGCACCCGCGGGGCUCCCCUGCCGCCCACCGCCUCACCUCACCGCAGCGCGCAGCCCCGGAGGGCCCCGGGGGCGGGAGCCGUCGUGCCGCAGCCCGUUUUGGCUGCCGUGGCGCGGCCCGGCUGCCCCGUCCCCCGUCAGGCCCCCCGGUAGCUGUGUUGGGAGCGGGGAGGGAACAGGUCACGGGUGUGGAUAAAUACCCGAGCUAGGAAGGUGUCGCUUGCCCAGCUCCUGCUUCUCCGCACAGUGCCGUCAGGUUGGGGCGUAGGGGACAAAGAACUCUUUUUCUGGUUGAUUUAUGUUGAACUAGUAGGUGUUCUUUCCCGUCCCCAUACUAAGACUGAGGCUUUACCUCUUUGGGCAGGUUCUGGCAGUCCGUUUUGUGGCCCCUCCCUUGAAGGCGAUGCCAGCCUUUGAAGGACAACCGUGUGGCAGUGAUGGCUGCCUGUGGCGCUGGCAUUGCAGCUCGGUACUUAACUUUUAGAGAUGAAUAAUUUUGCAGGAAGUGGGCGUCUUUGUGACCAGAUCCAUCCAUGCCCAUACCCCUCUCUCAGCCUCUGAACUUCCCAGGCUGUGGAGCUGGGCCGAGGCCUGAGCAGCAGGAGCGUGAGGCUGCAGUGGAGCGCCGUUCUUGGGAUAACCAACCACUGAACUGUGGUGUCUGUGGAAUCAAGGGACAGUCCUUUGGAAGCUUAAAAUGCUGUGUACAUUGUAACUUUCAUGGGUGGCAUGAAGUCCUUAUGAUUCUUUUGAAGUCUACAAUAUGCAUAGAAUAUUAGUGCAUAUUUCCUUAGCGUCCUCCAAAUGGCAGGGGUGGGAUAACAGCGGGGCUGCCAUAGUGAAGGUGGGGCCUGCUUCCUGUCAGGGUGAAAUUGUGUAUGUAUGUUGAAUGGAAGCAGAUGGAUUUUUUUUUUUUUUUUUUUUUAAGUGUAAUCAAGAGUACCUUGCUUAUUACUUUGAGUUUGGUCAUUUUAGUGGUGUAAAAUUUUGAAGCCAACAGAACUGAUGCUGAAGCAACAUUUUUAAGAAACAGUCUCUUGUUUUUCAUGUCAGUAUUACCUGGGAAGUGACUGCUGAGAGUCAAAAACCUCUCCUGCAACACAGCUCAUUCUUAGAAAGGAUUAAGCCCCAUCCUUAUGAAAGCUUGGGCGAUGCCAGUGUAUUUCAGGGGAAAUUACCCCAUCAGGAAGUAAAGCUGUGUUGUGUUCAUGCUGUCUGUUUGUCUCUUGGAUAAGAUGGCCAUAGCUUGCUUUGCAGCCUACAGUCUGAGAGUGGCUUGUACAAUUGGGAAGGUCAAGCAGUUCUUUCCAAUAAAUUCCUGAAGGUUUGAGUACAAAAGCACUUUAAAACCUGAUUUUGAAACCUGUGUUGUCUGUUCAGAUGGUGAUGGAAAAAUACCGUAAAUGUAUCCUAAUUGUUGGAAGAAUUCAACAUGUAAAGCCUGAAGUUGCAUGUUUUGAAACUACUGAAUCAAGUUGAUCUUUCUAACCCCAAAUUUAGAAAUACUGCUAGCACUUAUGUCUAACCAAAGAAUUUCAUAGUAGGGUUUUAUUUUUUAAAGCUUUAGUUCCUUUGAAAAGAGCUAUAGCCACUUACUGAGUUCCAGCACUCGGUCUCCAUGCGCAUCACUUGGUCAUUCACUGAGUACAUCUGCAGUUGCGUAAAACUGAAAAUAACUUGCACAGCCAUGAGUUUGUUAAUUGGCAAGAUUGUUUAUCAGUGUGACUAAAGUGAUGAUGCGCAUGCGAAAGCUCUGGAUAUUGUCCAGCUGUAGAUAGAUGUAUAACAGAGUAUUUUUAAGUGGAGAGCAAUGUCCAUGUCUUGUUAGAUGAGCAAUAAGAUAGAGUGAGAGGCCAAUACACCUGAAGACAGAAUGAAACCUGUUUGUCCUAUGCCUUACUCUGAGACAAUUUCUUUGUGCAUAACAUUUAUACCGCAAGUGAAAGGAGCUUGAUCACAGCUACUAGUCUUUACAAUGUCAUUCUCAAGAAUAUUGACUGUCUUUUUCUAGUUUCCGUUCAGUAACUCUGAAGUAUGUUUUUUAAGAUUUUGUAUAAGAUUCCAGUAAAGUGUUUGGAUUCUCUCUAGGUAGCUUUCUUUUUUUAAGAAUCUGGUAGCUUACAAAAUCCAUCAUAGAAGCUAUGGAUAGGGACGGUUUAGAAUUGAACUGGUGAUUUAGUAUGUAUAUAUAUAUACAGUAUGUAAACAUUUUACACGAAUCAUUUAGUUUUUUAAUCACUUUAGUGCUACAGACCUUCAUAUCUAGCUGAGCAUUUACAUAUUACGCUGUGUACAUAAUAUGGCGAUGUUCUAUUGGUUUCUUAUACCUGUUUCUAUGGAAGAAAACAGAGUAUGAAUAUCAGCAUUAGUGUAGAACUGAAAUCGAUUACAUAUUUGCUUGAAUGUGAAUCAUACCUUAACUUCCAGGUGGUUGAAUGCAUCUCUAACAAAGAUUGCCUGUAGUUUGAUCAGUGAGUGCUGACCCAUUUGAUGGCAGAUGAUCCAGGAACUCUCAGAAAUUUAAGUAAAAGUUGAUAUAGUAAAAAUAUAAAUGGAUCAUUUAAAACAAAUAAUCUUUGUGUUUGUGCUAAAAACUCUUUUAAGUGUGAUUAGUAUUAGAGAGUGAGGCUGUUCAUUUACAGAUAUCUCAUUAAAAUCUUGGUUUGAAAUGACGGUGUCACAUAUUCAAUAGUCAUUUGAUGACUUGCUGCAGAAGACUCUAUUUCUUAAAGGUUAAUUUCAGUUACAUUUUCCAAAGGUAAAAUGCCCCAGGCCAAGUCCCUGAGUUUGGAUGCUCUCCUCUGGUGAGCACUCAGAGAAUGGAUGGAUGCGAUGGCUCCUUUAACCCGUUAUUCUACAGAAGGACAACAUCUAAAGGCACACUGCUAGAGCCCCGUACGUGGUUUGCAGCUGUUCAUUAUAGAUGUAUUUGGAGAUAAAUACAAGAGCUGUUAAACUCAGUCGUUCUUUUAAUUAGAAUUUAAGGUUUUCAGUGAUGCGUAUCAUGAAGGGUGACUGCGGAUGUUUGAUAGGAUGUUUAUAUUUUUAUACAUGUAGAUAGCAAACCACUUGCUCAUUCUUACUUUCACAUGUAUAGCAUUGAAAAUAAAGAUCCUCCUAGGAAAACGUUACAUACCAAAUUAAAUUGUUGUUCUUUAAAUAUUAA